AUGAACCAGAAGGAGGAGUGGGUGACAUUGAUGCGCCUCUACCAGAAGAUGCUCCAGAACCAACAGAUGGUCCAGAUCCCAGUGGUCCUCUACCAGAAGAUGUUCCAGAACCAGCAGAUGAUCCAGAUCCCAGUGGUCCUCUACCAGAAGAUGUUCCAGGACCAGCAGACGAACCAGAUCCCAGUGGUCCUCUACCAGAAGAUGUUCCAGAACCAGCAGAUGAUCCAGAUCCCAGUGGUCCUUUACAGUUUGAAAGUCCAGAACCAGACAUGGAAGGUGGGCGACCUCGAAAGAGAAGAGAUGGAUGCCUUGAACGCCCAGUACAACGAGCUUGUGGCUGAGGUAGGCGACACGAUGGACUAUCAAGUUCUUCGAUACGCAGUACCAAUGCGGUCUCGAAGGGCUUCAGAGGUGAAUGCCCGAGUGCGUCAAAUGUACCUGCAGGUGAAGGCCGAUGGAUUGGAGGUAUUUCGUCUACACUCCGACAAAGCUACCGAGUUGUGCAAUCGACGCCUUCGCGAAUGGCUGUUGGAGCGUGGAGUCUUGGCCACCACCGGAGAAGCCCAAACACCCCAACAAAAUGGGCGUGCCGAGGCCACUGUGAAGUUCGUGAAGUCCGAGGCUCGUCUCCUUAUGACUACAGCAAAAUUACCCAAGUCCACAUGGCCCUUGGCGAUGAUGUACGCCACCGCACGACAAAGGCAACGCGCUUUUGGGACUCCUGUACAUGUUCGCACCAAAGUCUAUGGCCAAGCGGGAAGGUACGAUGUGGAAAACAAAUGGGCUCAGGGUGUUUACGUGGGGCCGUCGGAGGAUGUGCAACAUGGUCAUGUGGCUCGGUUCCCAGACGCCACCUUCGUUACCAGCCUGCAUCUCAAGCAUAACCUGGUGGAUGCUGAUGAGCUGGUGGAUUUGGUCCCAAGGGAAAUCGAGAUCCCACUGCCGGAGCGGAGGAUUCGAGGAAAGAAGCGACUACAUCGGCUUCUAGUGGACCACCCUUUGAGUGUUGAGGAGGAGCUGGCAGAAACUGUAGCAAAGGAGCUCAUCCGGAGUGAGGACUGGUCUGUGGAAGGGAUCUUACGACUCUUUGACUAUCUGAAGGCUAUCAAACCGAAGCAGGCCAGUGGGAGAGCGGCGACAGGGACAGGAUGUUCGUGGUACACCGGCAUGUUUGUGCAUGGAGGUGUGGCGGGAUUACGGGGUGCUACUACGCGGAUGAAGUGGUCGACAAAGUAUUUGGUGGAAGCAGCCAAGCUGAUUACGGAGCAUGAUGAUUUUACGGCUCUCGGGUUGCUGGAGGACAUGGACAACGGGUGCCACAAGGACUCGCACAAUGAGAUCGACAGCACCAAUGUGGUGACGCUGUUAAGGGCCCCGGACCAAGGAGGAAAUCUUUGGCUAGAGCAUGAAGACAUGGACCCCAAGUAUGCUGAGUGGAAGCUUGUGGCGAGGAAGCUGUGGAAAAAGGGAUUUACGCACCAGCUAGAAGUUGGCAAGCCCUUCAGGAUCAGCAAGCUGCACUACAAAGACCGGGACAUGUUACAGUUUGUGGGCUUUCAGAGCGUGUGCUUGAAUAUGAUCCACAACAAUGUCCGACAGCAACGUGAUCCACAACAAUGGUCCGCAGUCAGACAGCAACGUCUACAACAAUGGUCGCAGUCAGACAGCAACGUGAUCCACAACAAUGGUCCGCAGUCAGACAGCAACGUGAUCCACAACAAUGGUCCGCAGUCAGACAGCAACGUGAUCCACAACAAUGGUCCGCAGUCCGACAGCAACGUGAUCCACAACUAUGGUCCGCAGUCCGAGAGCCACGUGAUCCACAACAAUGGCCCGCAGUUGACCAGUAGUGUCGUGGGAGACCAGUGUGAUCUCUAUCUCAUCAAGGCGUUGGAAUCCCCAGAAGCUGAGACUCUUGAUGAUGCACUACUUACCCUUACAGAAAGCCAAAAUCAACUUCUUGAGGAUCUUCAAGAGAGAUCUGAGCGCCUGAGGAUGAUGAUUGAGGAAGAGGAGAUCCUUGCUGAAGAAUGUCGACGAGCAGGACAACAAGUGGAUGAUGAAGUGGACCAUGUGCGUGCCUAUCUGGAGGACAUGAUGGAUGAGGUUACUCAUUUGAAGGCAGCGGGAGGAAAGGAUGCAUCAGAAGCGUGUCUGAGGGCGGCAAUGGUGCAAGAGGAACCGGACUAUGAAAGGCUUCUACAAGAGUUGGACGGUGACUUAGAAGUGGUCCAUACGGUUCCCCUACAGCAAGUUCGUGCUGCCCUGGAUCAGUGGGUGGAAGCUUUGGAAAAGGAAGUGAAACAGCUUCUGGAUGGAACGUUAAGGCCUAUGCCAAUUGCCCGAGCAAAGCAGAUGGAGGCUCAAGGUCUUCUGAAGUUGGCUCAGUCGAAGGGUGUUUUCACUCUAAAGCCGCCGCAGGUCAAGGGCAAGAAGGUGAGGAGAAAGUUUCGACUCGUCCUGUGUGGGAAUCAAGUUGAUCGUGAUGAUGAAACUUUCAACCUGUAUGCCAGUGGCGUGAGUGCCGACACGGUGCGGUUGGCCUUAGCUUACGCUUCCCACCGGCGCUGGUACGGGGGAACCUCCGACGUCACAGGAGCAUUCCUCCUUGCUUUGUGGCCAGACCACUUAGCAAGGUACGCUAUAUUUCCUCCAAGGAUUCUCAUCAAGGCUGGUCUCGCACGAGCUGAUGAAGUGUGGGAGGUCAUGCGACCUUUAUAUGGCCUUCGGGAAUCGCCUGCCAUUUGGGCGAAGUGCAGAACCAAUCGCUCAAAGGAGGCCCGAAUCUCAUACCAAGGCCGCACUAUCGUGCUAAAGCAGUCAACGGCGGACCCGGAGAUCUGGCUUGCCUUUGACGAGGACGACGUGCUGAGGUCGCAGGGAAGUCUCCUAGCCCUUAUCAUCACCUAUGUGGAUGAUUUGUUCUACCUGUCGGACAAACCCAUUAUUGAGGCAAUCCACGCCUGGGUUCAAGAGGCCUGGCCAUGCAGUGAGCUAGAAUGGGGCGACGGGCCUACCGGAACCCGGUAUUUGGGAAUGGAGAUACAACAAAGGCCAGAUUUUGCGUUCGAGCUAUCACAAGAAGGGUACAUCCGGGAGCUGUUGCGCAGCUACGGGAUGGAAGAUGCCCUGUCCACGAAGCUUCCAUGUCCGCGAGAAUGGUUGGCGGGUGAUGAGUCCGAGGAGGAGAACUACACCAUGACCGAGCUCAAGCAAGGCCAAAAAACCGUGGGAGAACAGUUGUGGUUGAUGAUGCGUUGCAGGCCAGACUUGCAAUUUCCAGUGGCAUACAUGGCUUCCAAGGUCAGCAAGUGCCCCAAUCGUGUUGUCCAGAUCGCCAAGCGCCUAUUAGCUUACCUGAAGACUACGGCAUCUAUGAAGAUGGUCAUUGGGAACAAAGCGGACAACGAGUUCCAGCAGACUACGCCCGAGCUCGUCGCGUGGAGCGACGCGAGCUUCUCGCCAAGCGGUGAAAAAUCGUUUGGGGCUUCCGUGGCUACGGUUAAUGGCUAUCCUGUAGCAUGGAAAGCCAGCAAGCAAGCCUUCGUUACUCUUUCAGUGAUGGAAGCAGAACUGCUGGAAGCUUCAACAGCAACGACGCUGCUUGAGAACAUUGGAUGUUUGCUAGACGAGUUGGUAGGAGCUCAUGUUCCUCGACGCCUUCUUGUGGAUAACGCCUCGGCAGUUUCGAUGAUUGCUGGAGGGCCAGGAAGCUGGCGCACGCGACAUUUGAAAGUCAGGAGUGCCAAGAUCAGAGAGCAAGUCGAGAACCUUGAGUUGCUAGUAGAACACGUGGGAGGCACUGGUCAGCUAGCUGAUUUGGCGACUAAAAUGCAUGGAAAGGUUCGCCUGUGGGAAUUGCUUUCUCUCUGGGGAUUUAGAGGUCUACCAGAGGAGGCGAUUCAGGCUUUGCAUGCAAAGAGUCUCUACUUGACUUGCCUGAUAUGGGCGAUGAUGAUUCAGCCGGCGACUGCAAAUGACACCACGGAUACCAGGAUCCAGAUGGCAGGAGUUGAUGAGCUGCUGAUUGUGACGGUGCUUGUGUGCUUUACGGCGGUCACGAUAUGGGAGCUCUUCAAGUAUGGCACUAAAUGGGUGUUGAAGGCUUGCAGGGAAUCCCCCAAGCAAAGGCGCUUGAGGAAGCUAAGAGAGGCAGCCAAGGCUGCCGCUGAGGAGGAGGUUGAUCGCGCGGUGCUUGCGCGUUCGGGAGAAACCACACCCCCGCCAGAACCUCAUCCUACAGCGAGGCCUUUGAGAAUGACAUCGAGUCCAGAGUCCAUGUACCCUACUGGUGCAGCUUUCGAGCGAAUGGCCCAUGAUGCAUUUUACAAGACGGAUUCGAAUCGUUCCCGUCUGCACACGGAUCCUCAGUGCCACGGACUACGAAACGCGGGACCUGUGUUCAAGCUGGAGUACUGCGUUUAUUGCUCCAAGAAUGAGCCGAUCUAUGUCAAGAGAUCCCGGUCUGAGCCGAGAAGACACCUAUGA
Messenger RNA from Symbiodinium sp. CCMP2456, 4488 nucleotides. The record is from the annotation of a GenBank genome assembly. NCBI's taxonomy places the organism in Eukaryota, Dinophyceae, Suessiales, Symbiodiniaceae.